Messenger RNA from Budorcas taxicolor (takin), 2848 nucleotides. RefSeq names its product pre-mRNA processing factor 38B (gene PRPF38B). Bases 192 to 1823 code for a protein of 543 amino acids. Gene Ontology annotation, cellular component: precatalytic spliceosome. NCBI's taxonomy places the organism in Eukaryota, Metazoa, Chordata, Mammalia, Artiodactyla, Bovidae. The record is from RefSeq and is a predicted model, not a curated record. The transcript has 6 exons.
CGUCUGCUCUCGACCAGGGGUCCGUCUCUUAGGUUCCGGUUGCCCUCCCUCACCCAGCUGAGGGACAGCGAGGCGGCCCCCUCUUCGACGGCGUUCCAUGGAGUAGGGUCCCGGACCGUUGUCCCGAAGAGCGAGAUCGAGCUUGGCCGCCUCCCCCUCCCUUCUCCCUCCCUUCUUCCUUCCGCCGCAACAUGGCUAACAACAGCCCCGCGCUGACAGGCAACUCGCAGCCGCAGCACCAGGCGGCAGCGGCCGCAGCCCAGCAGCAGCAGCAGUGCGGCAGCGGCGGCACCACCAAGCCGGCAGUCUCGGGCAAGCAGGGCAAUGUGCUGCCGCUGUGGGGCAACGAAAAGACUAUGAACCUCAACCCCAUGAUCUUGACCAAUAUCCUGUCGUCGCCUUACUUUAAAGUGCAGCUGUACGAGCUCAAGACCUACCACGAGGUGGUGGACGAGAUCUACUUUAAGGUCACGCAUGUUGAACCAUGGGAGAAAGGAAGCAGGAAAACAGCUGGCCAAACAGGGAUGUGCGGAGGGGUUCGAGGUGUUGGAACAGGAGGAAUUGUUUCUACAGCUUUUUGCCUGUUAUACAAAUUAUUUACUCUGAAAUUAACUCGCAAGCAAGUGAUGGGUCUUAUAACACACACAGACUCUCCAUAUAUUAGAGCCCUUGGAUUUAUGUAUAUAAGGUACACACAGCCCCCUACAGAUCUGUGGGACUGGUUUGAAUCCUUCCUUGAUGAUGAAGAGGACCUAGAUGUGAAGGCUGGUGGAGGCUGCGUAAUGACCAUUGGUGAAAUGCUGCGAUCUUUUCUCACAAAACUGGAGUGGUUUUCUACUUUGUUUCCGAGAAUUCCGGUUCCGGUUCAGAAAAAUAUUGAUCAACAGAUUAAAACCAGGCCAAGGAAAAUCAAGAAGGACGGAAAGGAAGGCACUGAGGAAAUAGACAGACAUGCUGAGCGCAGACGCUCAAGGUCUCCAAGGAGAUCACUGAGUCCACGAAGGUCCCCGAGAAGAUCCAGAAGUAGAAGCCAUCAUCGAGAAGGCCAUGGGUCUUCUAGUUUUGACCGAGAAUUAGAAAGAGAGAAAGAACGCCAGCGACUAGAGCGUGAAGCCAAAGAAAGGGAGAAAGAAAGGCGAAGAUCCCGGAGUAUUGAUCGGGGGCUAGACCGCAGACAUAGCAGGAGCAGGGAAAGACAUAGAAGCCGUAGUCGGAGUCGUGAUAGGAAAGGGGAUAGAAGGGACAGGGAUCGGGAAAGAGAGAAAGAAAACGAGAGAGGUAGAAGACGAGACCGUGACUAUGAUAAGGAAAGAGGUAAUGACCGAGAAAAGGAGCGAUCACGAGAACGGUCCAAGGAGCGGAGAAGUAGGGGGGAGGUAGAAGAAAAGAAACAUAAAGAAGACAAAGAUGACAGGCGACACAGAGAUGACAAAAAAGAUUCCAAGAAAGACAGAAAACAUAGUAGAAGUAGAAGCAGAGAAAGAAAACAUAGAAGUAGGAGUAGAAGUAGAAACGCAGGGAAACGAAGUAGAAGCAGGAGCAAAGAGAAAUCAAGUAAACAUAAAAAUGACAGUAAAGAAAAAUCAAACAAACGAAGUAGAAGCGGCAGUCAAGGAAGAACUGACAGUGUUGAAAAAAGAAAACGAGAACAUAGCCCCAGCAAAGAAAAAUCUAGGAAGCGCAGCGGAAGCAAAGAACGUUCCCACAAACGAGAUCACAGCGAUAGCAAGGACCAGUGUGACAAACGUGAUCGCCGAAGGAGCCAAAGCAUAGAAACAGAGAGCCAAGAAAAACAGCAUAAAGACAAGGAGGAGACUGUGUGACAGUUUUUUUGUAAAAGUGGAUCACAUUGAAUCCUAUAAACGUUGGAUUAAAUCUGCUUUUUCUUUUUCCUCCCAAGUUGAGGUUGUGCAGUAGUUACGCACUCUUCAAGCUCCCUGUAGGCUGCAUUUUCAUUUCCUCUUUUGUGUAGGGAAGUGCCUUUGUAAUCCCAUUUAUUGCAUUGAUGUCUUCAUCCAGUUGUUGAGUUUGAUACAUGAUGCACAGAUUGUUCUUGCAUUUUAUUGUUCAACUGUUUUUGAGAUGUACAGUCUGUACAUAUGUCCUGAAAAUGUUUUAAUUCCUUUGGCAUGGUUGCCAUGUUGGUUAAAUUUGUAUAAGGCAAUAAACUGCCACUAAUUCUAUUUUUGUUUUGUAGGUGUGGGAUUAUGGUUUGUGUACUGAAGUUAGCAUGGCUGUGCUUUUCGUAAUAGAAUGCUAAAGACUUUGCAAAUGGAUCUAGGAUGUCUAUUAUAGGAGAACUACAUGCUUUCAGUGUACAUGAAGGCAGCAGCUUUAGGAUUAACAUUCUUGCCCACUGUAUAUUGUCUUGGAAGGCUCUUGUUAAUAUGUUAAACCUAAUAGUCUCUACAGUUAACUUUAGAGAGAAUUUAUGAGAAGUUAGUUUCUGAUGCAGAGGUUUCAAUUAGGCUGUGAUUUGAUCAAAAGUCCUUUUAGCAUUCUACCUCAAAGGGACACUGUUAGUAUGCCUAAAAUUAAUUCACUUAGUUUUCCUUUUUUAUUUGAAGAAAAUACAUGACAUGUAAUCUUUUUCUUGAAUUUUUCAGAUUUUAAAGUACUAUAUUAAAGGAGAGAUUAAUGUCUAAAGCCUAGCAUUCUUGCAGCAACCCUAUACUAACGUGAGAUUGGGAGAGGGUGGGGCAGGUGAGUAGAGAAAUGGGUAUAAGCCUCAAGCUUCCAAAGUGUUUUUAUAAAUGGAAAAUACUUAAAUUAUGAAACAGCUUGAUAUAGUGUCCUUUUUUUAAAUUCAAAACUUUUUUUAUUGAAAAUGAAGAUUGCUGUUUGAGUU